AUGAGUUUUAAAAUUAAGGAGGAAAUUAGAAGUGCCGGAGGUAAAUUGCUAAAAGUAAUACAUACUUCCAAGGCUACAGGGACACCAAUGGAUGUUAACCUGUAUUUACCAAAACAGUAUUAUGAUGGUUCCGGAAAGGGUAAAAUCCCUAGUUUGUACUUCUUAUCUGGUUUAACUUGUACCCCCAACAAUGCCUCUGAAAAGGCUUUUUGGCAGAGAGAAGCCGAUAAAUAUGGUUUUGCUAUGGUCUUCCCUGAUACGUCUCCAAGAGGACCUGAUGUUCCAACUGACCCACAAGGUGGAUGGGACUUUGGAGUAGGUGCUGGGUUUUACGUUAAUGCUACCCAACCACCUUACAAUACUAACUUUAACAUGUACCAAUAUGUUCAUUCUGAAUUACCAACAGCUUUAACUGAAUUCUUCAAUUCUGGCACAAGACCAACAGGUGUUGGAUCUGUCGACUUCUUGGAAAAUAUUUCGAUUACUGGACAUUCUAUGGGUGGUUUUGGUGCUGUUGCUGGAUUCUUAAAGAAUUUGAACAAAUACAAGUCCUGUUCUGCUUUUGCUCCAAUCAUUGAUCCAACUACUACUCCAUGGGGUAUUAAAGCAUUUACUGGGUAUUUGGGUGAGGAUAAAUCUGCAUGGAAGCAAUAUGAUCCAUGUGAAUUAAUAAACAAUGUUCCAUAUGUUCCAGGAAAAGAGAUUUUGAUCCAUUACGGUACCAAUGAUCAAUGGAAAGAACUAUACUUGAAACCUGAAAACUUCAUGAAACUAGUUCCUCAAAGUCCGUGGGCUAAGCACAUCAAUGUUAAAAUGGUUGAAGGGUUUGAUCAUUCCUAUUAUUUUGUGUCUACUUUUGUUCCAGAGCAUGCUGAAUUUCACGCCAAGCAUCUUGGGUUGAUCUAA
Molecule: messenger RNA, 906 nt
Organism: Maudiozyma saulgeensis
Lineage: Eukaryota; Fungi; Ascomycota; Saccharomycetes; Saccharomycetales; Saccharomycetaceae
Source: the annotation of a GenBank genome assembly